AUGUCCAACUACGCGCUCCCCAAGUCCCACCAGGACCUCAUGGAGAAGUCCCUGGUGGACACUGACAAUGAGGUCGCUCAGAUCAUGGAACGCGAGAUCCAGCGUCAGCGCGAGUCCAUCCUCCUCAUCGCCUCGGAGAACGUCACAUCCCGCGCCGUCUUUGACGCGCUCGGUUCGCCCAUGUCCAACAAGUACUCUGAGGGCUACCCCGGCGCCCGUUACUACGGCGGUAACGAGCACAUCGACGCCAUCGAGCUCCUCUGCCAGAAGCGCGCCCUCGAGGCUUUCGGUCUGGACAACGAGAAGUGGGGCGUCAACGUCCAGUGCUUGUCUGGCUCUCCCGCCAACCUCCAGGUCUACCAGGCCAUCAUGAGGCCUCACGAGAGGCUCAUGGGCCUUGACCUGCCCCACGGCGGCCACUUGUCCCACGGCUACCAGACACCCCAGAGGAAGAUUUCCGCCGUUUCCACCUACUUCGAGACCUUCCCCUACCGCGUCAACCUCGACACUGGUCUCAUCGACUACGACCAGCUCGAGCAGAACGCUCUCAUGUACCGCCCCAAGGUCCUUGUUGCCGGUACCUCUGCCUACUGCCGCGAGAUUGACUACGCCCGCAUGCGCGAGAUCGCCGACAAGGUCGGCUGCUACCUCAUGAUGGACAUGGCCCACAUCUCUGGUCUCGUCGCCGCUGGCGUCAACAAGUCGCCCUUCCCCUACUGCGACAUUGUCACCACCACCACCCACAAGUCGCUCCGUGGCCCCCGUGGCGCCAUGAUCUUCUUCCGCAAGGGUGUCCGCAAGACUGAUGCCAAAUCCGGCAAGGACAUCCUCUACGACCUCGAGGGCCCCAUCAACUUCUCUGUCUUUCCCGGACACCAGGGUGGACCCCACAACCACACCAUCACUGCGCUCGCCGUUGCCCUCAAGCAAGCCCAGACCGAGGACUUCAAGCUGUACCAGCAGCAAGUCAUCAAGAACGCCAAGCAGCUCGAGACCACCUUCAAGGAGCUCGACUUCAAGCUCGUCACCAACGGUACCGACAACCACAUGGUCCUGAUCGACCUCAAGCCCUGGAACCUUGACGGUGCCCGUGUGGAGGCUGUCCUCGAGCAGGUCAACAUUGCUUGCAACAAGAACACCACCCCUGGUGACAAGUCUGCCCUCACCCCCAUGGGUAUCCGCAUUGGCGCCCCUGCCAUGACCUCGCGUGGUCUCGGCGAGGAGGACUUCAAGAAGAUUGCCAACUACAUUGACACCGUCAUCAAGCUGUGCAAGCAGAUCCAGGGCGACCUCCCCAAGGAGGCCAACAAGCUCAAGGACUUCAAGGCCAAGGUCACCUCUGGCGAGGUUGAGGAGAUCAAGAACCUGAAGAAGGAGAUUGCCGCCUGGGCCGUCACCUUCCCUCUCCCCAUCUAA
Ascochyta rabiei is the source of this 1416-nucleotide messenger RNA. Its product is annotated as Glycine hydroxymethyltransferase. Lineage: Eukaryota; Fungi; Ascomycota; Dothideomycetes; Pleosporales; Didymellaceae. Gene Ontology annotation, molecular function: serine binding; pyridoxal phosphate binding; cobalt ion binding. The transcript has 3 exons. Gene Ontology annotation, cellular component: cytoplasm. The record is from RefSeq and is a predicted model, not a curated record. Gene Ontology annotation, biological process: tetrahydrofolate interconversion; folic acid metabolic process; L-serine catabolic process. The coding region runs from base 1 to 1416 and encodes 471 amino acids.